Messenger RNA from Microdochium trichocladiopsis, 1623 nucleotides. Its product is annotated as Cupredoxin. Gene Ontology annotation, molecular function: copper ion binding; oxidoreductase activity. The transcript is spliced from 4 exons. Lineage: Eukaryota; Fungi; Ascomycota; Sordariomycetes; Xylariales; Microdochiaceae. The record is from RefSeq and is a predicted model, not a curated record. The annotation marks the transcript as partial.
GACUGGGAGAGUCCCGAGUACAAGCAGAUAUACAAGAACCCCCUGCCCAUUCCGCCCCAGAAGCAACCUCUGCGGCAAGUGACCUUCACUAAUCCCAUCAAUGGCAAGCCCAUAUGGUACUACGAAGUUGGCAUCCAGAAGGUCCAGCAGCAGAUCUAUGCUGGGAAGAAGCCAGCCACGCUCAUUGGCUACGAUGGCAGCGCACCAGGUCCGACAUUUCUUGUACCAGUCGGUACAGAGACAAUUGUUCGUGUGAUCAACAAUGUCACCGACGAGACUUCCGUCCAUCUCCAUGGCUCGCCGUCUCGUGCGCCAUUUGAUGGCUGGGCAGAGGAUCUUACGUUCCCGGGCCAGUACAAAGAUUACUAUUGGCCCAACUAUCAAACCGGGCGCUUCCUGUGGUAUCAUGACCAUGCUAUGCUGAAGGCAUCAAGCUCUGCUGAAAAUGCUUACUUUGGCCUGGCUGGCGCAUACAUCCUCAACGACCCAGCAGAGGCCGCUCUGGGCCUCCCUGCGGGCUACGGAACGUUCGACAUCCCACUCGUGCUCUCGUCAAAGUACUACAAUAGCGACGGGACGCUCCGCAGCACCAAGGGCGAGCUCGAUAGCGUCUGGGGCGACGUCAUCCACGUCAAUGGCCAAUCUUGGCCCUACAUGAACGUGAAGCCUCGCAAGUACCGCUUCCGCCUACUCGAUGCCUCUGUGUCUAGGAACUUUGCUCUAUACUUUGCCAAGUCGUCCGCCACGAGCACAAAAUUGCCGUUCAAGAUCAUCGCGUCUGAUGCGGGUCUUCUUGAUGAACCGGUCAGCGCGCAGACGCUGUUUCUAUCAUGCGGAGAACGUUACGAGGUCGUGUUCGAUUUCAGCACAUUCGCGGGCCAGUCGGUUGAGCUGCGCAAUCUCGAGGAUGUGGGCGGUGUUGGCACAGAUGAUGAUUACGGCGCGACGAACAAGGUGAUGAAGUUUGUUGUCAGCUCCGGGGCUGUGCAGGACUCUUCAGUCGUGCCUCAGAAACUUCGCAACGUUCCUUUCCCUCCCCAGACAUCUGGAGUUGAUCGAAGAUUCAAGUUUGGGAGAAGCAACGGCCAAUGGACCAUCAACGGCGUCACUUUUGCAGACGUUGACAACCGCAUCCUCGCCAAUGUGCCCCGCGGAACGGUGGAGAUCUGGGAGCUCGAGAACAGCUCCGGCGGAUGGACGCAUCCGAUCCACCUCCACCUUGUCGACUUCCGCGUCUUGUCCCGCUCCGGCGGGCGCUCGGUUCUGCCCUACGAGUCGCACGGCUUGAAAGACGUGGUGUGGCUGGCAAAGGGCGAGACGGUCACCGUAGAGGCGCACUACCUUCCCUGGAAUGGCGUGUACAUGUUCCACUGCCACAACCUGAUCCACGAGGAUCAUGAUAUGAUGGCUGCCUUCAACGUGACUGCGCUGGCAAACUUUGGGUACAACGAGACGACGGACUUUUCGGAUCCGAUGGACGCGAGGUGGAGGGCAAAGGCGUUUAGCAAGAUUGAUUUCACGUCGAGAACAGGCGACUUUUCGCAGACGACGAUUGCGACGAGGGUGGAUGCGCUGGCGAGACAGCAGCCAUACAGCGAGCUGAGUCAAGUGCUGGAUGCUCUC